Messenger RNA from Glycine soja, 2176 nucleotides. Its product is annotated as 50S ribosomal protein L13-like. Gene Ontology annotation, biological process: negative regulation of translation; translation. The transcript is spliced from 8 exons. Bases 716 to 1366 code for a protein of 216 amino acids. Lineage: Eukaryota; Viridiplantae; Streptophyta; Magnoliopsida; Fabales; Fabaceae. Gene Ontology annotation, cellular component: ribosome; mitochondrial large ribosomal subunit. Gene Ontology annotation, molecular function: mRNA binding; structural constituent of ribosome. The record is from RefSeq and is a predicted model, not a curated record.
UUUUUCAGUUAAGGUUAUUAUAUAAAGGAUAAUUCCUAGAACAAUCCCCAUGUUCUUCAGAGUCAUGGUGCUCAUUUUUUUUUAAUUUAACUAAUUUGACAUAUCACAGUUUCUCAGUGUGUCUAUGUCAAGAUUCUGUUAUUGGCAGUAGUGAAGAAAACUGGAUGCACCAAGCCCUGUUGAUUGUUAUAAAAAAAUUUAUAUACUCUGUGAGUUUGGUUUGUUGCUGUUUCGGUGAGUUGUUUAGAUUCAUUGCGUGAAACCCCAACUUGGUCUCUGCUGCUGCCAAAUCAGUUAGUUACCUGGGCCAGAAUUCAACGUUGUUGAAGUGAUGAGCCUGCUGCUUGUGUCAUGAAGCUCUCUGCUGUCUUCUUCACAAUUUCCAUUCUUGCUGGAAGAUUUUUGGUGACAGAUCAAGAAUAAGAUCUCAAAAAUGAUAAAUAGGACCGUGACUAGAUAAGGUGACGAAUGCGAUGAUUAUGAGAACUGUCUGUCGGAAAUCAGCGUUUUUCUUGUAGUGAUAACCCAACUGUCCACCAAAUUUUCCUACUUUUGUUCCCUACGAAGUUGUGACAAUGUUGCCAAAAGUGUCGCUUGCACUCUCUGGGUAAUGCCAAUUCAUGUCCAAUCCAAGAGUAGCAUUUCUUCCAAAUCAGAGGUGAAAGCUUUAUUUUUUGAAUUGGGAGGAAGAUUGACCAAAUAAGCAGAGGCAAAAAUGAAGAUGGUAACUGCUUUCAAUGGCAACAUGAAGAAAGCUGCUGCUGGACUUAGACGCAUUAAUCUUGAUGGUCUUCGAUGGAGGGUUUUUGAUGCAAAGGGCCAGGUUUUUUGGAGGUUAGCAUCUCAAAUAGCUACUGUAGUUCAAGGAAAGGAUAAGCCAACUUACACACCUAAUCGUGAUGAUGGAGAUAUGUGCAUUGUUCUUAAUGCAAAAGAUAUUUGUGUGACUGGGAGAAAACUUACAGACAAGGUCUACUACUGGCAUACAGGGUAUAUUGGCCAUCUCAAGCAAAGGACUCUAAAGGAUCAAAUGGCCAAAGACCCUACUGAAGUCAUUCGCAAAGCUGUUCUGCGUAUGCUGCCUAGAAACAAACUACGUGAUGUAAAAAAGAGGCUAAGUUUUGAAGUGCAAAAAGUGGCAGUUGGGGCUAAGCUUAGCAGUUGGGCUAAGCGCACAUCCACCGCUAAGCGUCGAUUCAGCGUGCUUAGCACGAAGGAGAAUUUGACAGAGCAUCAGCAUCAAGGCCAUGCGAGGGUGUCUUCAGCCAGGCUCAGCGCAAGACUGGCGCUAAGCCCAGACCCACUUACUCGAUCUAAGCGUGAGGGUGGCACUAAGCGCAACGUUGCGAUUUCAGAGCCUAUUUAAAGCCUGUUUUGUGCAGAAUUAGGGUAGAGACACUUUUUGAUAUUCUUUGCUCAGACUUGGCACACUAUUCUAGACCCGCCUCUCCUUAAGGAAUGACCAACCCUUAAUUGCCUCAAAACAGCGCUGGUGUUCCUCACUUCGGAACCGAUGGUUGUCAAACUCUACGUCCACUUGUGGGGCUGCACUGGAACCUUCUCCAGCGGCAUCUUUCCUUGCCCUCUUAGCUGGAAGCUUCUUUGGAGCCAUUUUCUGUGAGGACACAUUCACAAAGUUAGUUUGCAUGAAAUACCAAUCAUCAUUUCAUUUAUCUCAAACACAACAAAAGCCAAACAAACCUGAAUGGUGCAUAUUUCUUUCCACCAAAUGCAAGUGUCAACGUGUAAUUAGAAAACAAUCAUACCUUGGUGCACGCAUUAUUUUAUGACAUACAUUUUAUUGAAAAGCAUUUUAGCUAUCUAGAUGCAAGGUGCCUAUCAUAGUGUAGCCAGUUUGAAUAUUAGUCUAAAAUCUAAACAAUCAUGCUCCCAUAUUCAUGCAAUUUAUGCAUUUUUGCAUCCAAGAAAAAACUUAGAUUCCUAUGCCUAAGCCAUGCUUUUGGCAUUUUAUUCUAACAACUUAAGUUGUCCACACCUUCCAAAUGAUAGCCAUACAUGCACAAAUUCAUUCCACAAUUCAAACUUCACAAUAUGACAUGCAAAGGUCAUUGAGGGAUUUCAUCGAAUGGUUGGUAGGCGCAUUGUCAUACCCUAAUUUCGUUUGGGGACUAUUGCUUGAUGGCAUGCAACCUUUGAUUGAACGCUUUGAAGUACU